This is a messenger RNA of Syngnathus typhle (broad-nosed pipefish), 1716 nucleotides long. It is a transcript of the gene foxf2a, whose product is annotated as forkhead box F2a. Bases 258 to 1334 code for a protein of 358 amino acids. NCBI's taxonomy places the organism in Eukaryota, Metazoa, Chordata, Actinopteri, Syngnathiformes, Syngnathidae. The transcript has 2 exons. Gene Ontology annotation, biological process: regulation of transcription by RNA polymerase II; animal organ morphogenesis. Gene Ontology annotation, cellular component: nucleus. The record is from RefSeq and is a predicted model, not a curated record. Gene Ontology annotation, molecular function: RNA polymerase II cis-regulatory region sequence-specific DNA binding; DNA-binding transcription factor activity, RNA polymerase II-specific.
CUAGUCUGGAUUUUGUCCAGAUGGGAGGGAGCUGAGUUCCAGAGGAUUUCUUGGAGGGCUUACGAAGGGUUAGAGGGGCAGAGGCAGAUUUGGAGAAGUGAUAGCUAGGUGGUCGCCUGGGUGUUGGAGCAAAGUCCAGGGGCUUUGCUGGUCUUUGCAAUGGACCGAGGCGAGGAAGAAGAGGCGAGGCUGACGGCGUUUUUCAAUGCUUUUAACUAACGGUGGGUGAUUAGGAAAAAAAUAUAUAAAAAAUUACGAUGACGACCAAGAGUCCCCUACACGGCCAUUUGGACUCAAGCGUGGUGCGCUCCAUCCCCGCGUCGAGCACGCACGACGCAUCGGGCAAAGUCAAGCGCGGCAACUCGGGUUUGAGGCGCCCGGAGAAGCCCCCCUACUCGUACAUCGCCCUCAUCGUCAUGGCCAUCCAGAGCUCGCCCAGCAAGCGGCUCACCCUGAGCGAGAUCUACCAGUUCCUGCAGGCGCGCUUCACUUUUUUCCGAGGCUCCUACCAGGGAUGGAAGAACUCUGUCCGACACAACCUGUCGCUCAACGAAUGCUUCAUCAAGCUGCCCAAAGGCCUCGGCAGACCCGGCAAGGGCCACUACUGGACCAUCGACCCGGGCAGUGAGUUCAUGUUCGAGGAAGGCUCCUUCCGACGCAGACCUCGCGGCUUCCGUAGGAAAUGCCAAACGUUAAAGCCCACGUACAGGAUGAUGAAUGGCAUCGGGUUCGAUUUCCAGGCCGCGUCGGGGCCCUUAAUGUGCCACAACGGCUACAAUUUAGACUUCAACUCCAUGCCUCAUGGGGGCUUCGAUGGGGUGCCAGGGGGGCAUCAUGUGUCCGCCGGCUCUGGCUCGUCAUACAUGUCCGCGACCCCGAGCGCGGACUACUCCAUCUGCCCGGACAGCGGCGGCAGCUCGCUGCAGUCCUCUCCAGCCGUGGUGGCUUCCCUGGACUGUCAGAGCCCUUACGGCAACGCGAUCCCCCACUGGAGCUCAUCUGCGGUACCGUAUCUUAAACAGCAGGCUUCCAGUAACGGCACCGGUGCGCACGGUGGUUUGCACGCGCACGGGAUGGCCUCUUACUCUCUGGAUCAAAGUUAUCUGCAUCAUAACGGACGAGAUUCUGCCGACAUUCCAGCUGGACUCUCUCGGUACUCCAGCCACUCUAGUGCAAUGUGCGAGAGGAAGGAUCUGGUUUUAAGCCUCAACGGGAUGUCCCCUCUGCAUCCGGGCACUGGAGCGUCUUAUUAUCAUCAUCAUCACCAUUCUCAUCCUCAUCAGCUGCACCAUCACCAGAGCGCCUAUCAGGACGUGAAGCCUUGUGUCAUGUGAAGAGGGACCAAAUCAAAUACUGGACAUAAAAAAUAAAAAUAAAAGAGGUGCAGCAUUGUCAACAUCGUGGGGAAUGUCAUUUAUUUCAGUCGUUCGAUUCCAAACGUGAAAACUUGUUCAUGAUUUUGCUUUGUAUAAUUUGAACUAAAACGCCAAAUCCAUCAUCUCAGGAAAUUGAAAAUGAUUUUUGAUAAGGAUAUUAGGUAGUAAAUUAUGAAAAAUUGCUAUUUGAGGGAUGAAUCUGUAUCAUAAAUUACGUUUACUUUGAAUUGAACUCGUGAAAGUAAUUAACUUUAAUAGUACAUCAUUUAUUCAGAUGCACUUGUAUAUUCAUUGCACUUAAUAAUGCCGGAAAUGACCAAUAAAGGAAUGUAUUAUCUAA